This is a messenger RNA of Brassica rapa (field mustard), 528 nucleotides long. RefSeq names its product mRNA cap guanine-N7 methyltransferase 1-like. Gene Ontology annotation, cellular component: nucleus. Gene Ontology annotation, biological process: 7-methylguanosine mRNA capping. The record is from RefSeq and is a predicted model, not a curated record. NCBI's taxonomy places the organism in Eukaryota, Viridiplantae, Streptophyta, Magnoliopsida, Brassicales, Brassicaceae. Gene Ontology annotation, molecular function: mRNA 5'-cap (guanine-N7-)-methyltransferase activity.
AUGAAUCCCAACGGCGAAUCCCCUGUUUCCGGCGAUCUUAUCUCCAAGAAACCAAACGGAAAGGACGGUGUCUCUUCCGACGAACCGAUCAAAUGUACUGGCCAAAACGUGGUCUCUUCCGCCAAAGCUGUCUCUGGCGAUCCUCUGUCAAAGAAACCAAACGGCAAGGCCGUUGUCUCCUCCGCCGAGCCCAUCACACAUAGCAGCGGAACCGGUGUCCCUAAAUCUCAGCCUAUAUCUUCAUGUCCGUCUCUUCCUUACCUUCCGUUCAACGGUGGUGAUUUGAUCAAGUGGGUCAAGGCAAGGAUCUGGUUAUACGUUGUAAUCGAUAUAGCUGAAGGAUCGAUUGAAGAUUGUCGAACGCGUUAUAAUGGUGAUGCAGACCAGCACCAAGUCGUAGAACUAGACAAGAUUCUCGAAGAGGAUGCCCCUAUUGUUAUCUGCAGUUGCCAGUUUGAUAUGCAAUACUCAUGGACUACUGAGGCACGUGCACGACGGGCUUUGGCAAUGUCUCAGCUCUUCUUCUGA